Dromiciops gliroides (monito del monte) is the source of this 2914-nucleotide messenger RNA. It is a transcript of the gene MTA2, whose product is annotated as metastasis associated 1 family member 2. The transcript is spliced from 18 exons. NCBI's taxonomy places the organism in Eukaryota, Metazoa, Chordata, Mammalia, Microbiotheria, Microbiotheriidae. The record is from RefSeq and is a predicted model, not a curated record. Gene Ontology annotation, cellular component: NuRD complex; nucleoplasm. Gene Ontology annotation, biological process: negative regulation of transcription by RNA polymerase II. Bases 328 to 2322 code for a protein of 664 amino acids. Gene Ontology annotation, molecular function: sequence-specific DNA binding; chromatin binding; transcription coactivator activity.
ACCGAAGCGCCUCCGGAAGUGGCCGAAGCGCGGGCGCCCGUCCUUCGGGCGCAGCCGGAAGGGUUCCGGAAGGGCUCGGCGCUGAGGCAGGGCUCCGUCGGGACGAAUCGAACCGCGGGACCCGGGACGCGGGCCGGGGGGCCGGAAGCAGCUGAGCGGGCCCGGCGCCGGCCUCGGCGCGUCCUGGGCGGGAAGCGGCGGCGGCGGCGCGGGAUGAGCCGGGGCUGAGGAGGCGGCGGCGCCGGGGCCGGGGCGCCGAGCAGGGCCGAGCAGCACCGGGACCUUCCAGCGGCCGAGCCGGGCGUCCGCGGGCCCCGUCGGGCGGCCAUGGCGGCCAACAUGUACCGGGUGGGGGAUUACGUCUAUUUUGAGAACUCCUCCAGCAAUCCUUACCUGGUGAGAAGGAUUGAGGAGCUCAAUAAGACUGCAAAUGGGAAUGUGGAGGCAAAAGUUGUCUGCCUUUUCAGAAGACGGGACAUCUCGAGCAGCCUCAAUAGCCUGGCUGACAGCAAUGCCAGGGAGUUUGAGGAAGAAUCCAAGCAGCCAGGAGUCUCCGAACAGCAGAGGCACCAGCUGAAGCACCGGGAGCUUUUCCUUUCCAGACAGUUUGAAUCGUUGCCAGCCACCCAUAUACGUGGGAAAUGCAGUGUGACAUUACUGAAUGAGACGGACAUUCUGAGCCAGUACCUGGAGAAGGAGGACUGCUUCUUCUACUCCUUGGUGUUUGACCCUGUGCAGAAAACCCUUCUGGCCGACCAGGGAGAGAUCCGGGUUGGCUGCAAGUACCAAGCAGAGAUCCCCGAGCGGCUGGCCGAAGGUGAAUCUGAUAAUCGAAAUCAGCAGAAGAUGGAAAUGAAAGUCUGGGAUCCAGACAACCCUUUGACUGACCGGCAGAUCGACCAGUUCCUCGUUGUUGCCCGAGCGGUGGGCACCUUCGCCAGGGCCCUGGACUGCAGCAGUUCUAUUCGGCAGCCGAGUCUGCACAUGAGCGCUGCGGCGGCCUCCCGAGACAUCACCCUGUUCCACGCCAUGGACACUCUGCAGCGGAAUGGGUAUGACUUGGCCAAGGCCAUGUCCACACUGGUGCCCCAGGGCGGCCCCGUGCUAUGCCGGGAUGAGAUGGAAGAGUGGUCGGCCUCCGAGGCCAUGCUUUUUGAGGAGGCGCUGGAGAAAUACGGCAAGGAUUUCAAUGAUAUCCGUCAGGACUUUCUCCCCUGGAAGUCUCUUGCCAGUAUUGUCCAGUUCUAUUACAUGUGGAAAACCACUGACCGAUACAUCCAGCAGAAAAGAUUAAAAGCAGCCGAAGCUGAUAGCAAACUGAAACAGGUCUACAUCCCGACCUACACCAAGCCGAACCCGAACCAGAUCAUCUCUGUGGGGUCCAAGCCUGGCAUGAAUGGGGCCGGAUUCCAGAAGGGGCUGACCUGCGAGAGCUGCCACACCACCCAGUCAGCACAGUGGUAUGCCUGGGGGCCCCCCAACAUGCAGUGCCGUCUUUGCGCCUCCUGUUGGAUCUACUGGAAGAAGUACGGGGGGCUGAAGACUCCCACACAGCUGGAGGGGGCAGCCCGGGGCACCAGUGAACCACACUCCCGGGGCCACUUGUCUCGACCUGAAGCCCAGAGCCUUUCUCCAUAUACAACCAGCGCCAACAGGGCCAAGCUGCUGGCCAAGAACAGGCAGACCUUUCUGCUGCAGACCACUAAGCUGACCCGUCUUGCCCGUCGCAUGUGCAGGGACCUGCUACAGCCAAGGAGGGCUGCCCGCAGACCCUAUGCCCCCAUCAACGCCAAUGCCAUCAAGGCCGAGUGCUCCAUCCGGCUCCCUAAGGCAGCUAAGACGCCUCUCAAGAUUCACCCCCUGGUGCGACUGCCCUUGGCAACCAUCGUCAAAGACCUUGCUGCCCAGGCACCUCUGAAACCAAAAACCCCACGAGGCACAAAGACACCGAUCAAUAGGAACCAAAUGACACAAAACCGGAGCUUGGGGGGCAUUGUGGUGAAGCGUGCCUACGAGAGUGUGGUUCCCUUUUCAGCCAAUGGCAGGCCCCUUGCCUCAGGGAUUCGCUCAAGCACACAGCCAGCAGCCAAGCGGCAAAAGUUAAACCCUGCUGAUGCUCCCAACCCGGUGGUAUUUGUGGCCACAAAAGACACCAGGGCAUUACGGAAGGCCUUGACUCAUCUGGAAAUGCGGCGGGCUGCAAGGCGGCCCAACUUACCGUUGAAAGUGAAGCCGCCACUGCCUCCGGUGCGGGCACCAAUCCCACCACCUCUGCCCCCACACCCUGCCAGUACCAAUGAGCCUAUCGUCUUGGAGGAUUGAGCAUUCUGGGGGAAGGGAAGAGAGUAGAGGGGAGGGUGGCUUCCCUCCCGUGCUGUGGACAGGGGCAUUUACCUGUGUGCUAGGGUCCUGGGAGGGGAUCGAAGUGCUUGUUGUAGCUUCAGACACCAAGUCUGCUCUUCCUUGGCCUUCUUUAGGUCCUGGAGAAGCAGGAAAGUCCCCACAUGGUAUAGCCUGUUUGGGGGGGUGCAAAGGACUCAGUCCUGGGGCAGGUUUUUUUGGGGGGGAGGGUUUUUUAAAGUUUUUUUAAUUUUUCCUCCCCUUAUUGGGGAGUGUGGGAGGGGAAAGUAAGGUACCAGUUGGUACCUGUGGGGUUGGGGCGUGCGCUGCCAUGUCUCAAGUCUUGUUUUUUCUAAUUUGGGGUUUGACUCCCAUCUGAUGUCUGGACUUCAUUGGAGUUCGAGGCCUGUGAGCAUGAGCACUGCCAGCUCCUGGGGCUCACUCCCCUUUCCCUUCCCCCACACCCCUGCCUUUUGUACACCAACUCAGAAAUAAAGACCCUUUGUCCGUUUUUUAACCUUGGAAUCUGUAAUCCGUUCUUAGAGCAACAGAAAUAAAAAGCUGUUUUUCUUCA